AUGGAUCUGCAUCAUCUAAACUUGCAUGCUCGCAAUGAUGGGACGGACACUUUCCUCGAGCUCAUCGCAAAUCCAUUUCGCUCCGCAUUCACUGUCACAGCUAUCUGGGCCUCGCUUGGCACCUCCAUCGGCAUCACUAUCCUCCUCGCCCUUCUCUUCUCCCUCGUUCGACCCCGUCAUUCCCUCGUCUAUGCGCCCAAAGUCAAGCAUGCCGACCUCAAACACGCCCCGCCCCCGGUGGGCAAGGGUAUGUUCGCCUGGAUCAAACCAAUAAUCAAUACACGGGAAGCCCAGCUCGUCGACACAGUUGGCUUGGACGCUGCGAUCUUCCUCCGAUUCACGAAAAUGUGCCGCAACAUCUUCAUAUGUCUUAGCAUCAUUGGCUGCCUCGUCAUGAUUCCGGUCAAUAUCACCCAGAGUAGGGAACCGAGCGACUCCACCACGUCUUCGACUUUCAACAUGAUGACUCCACUCAACAUCAAAAACCCCACGGCGAUCUGGAGCCAGGUCGUAUGCGCAUGGGCGUUCGAUUUCAUCGUCGCUUUCUUUCUAUGGAGGAACUAUCGUGCUGUGCGGACCUUGCGGAGAAAAUACUUCCAAAGCUCCGAAUACCAGCGCAGCCUGCACGCCCGAACUUUGAUGAUUACGGAUAUCCCUCCAAACAGCCGUACCGAUGAAGGUAUCUUGCGCCUGACUGACAAAGUGAAUCCAACCGCCGCUCUACCAAGAGCUGCUAUCGGCCGUAACGUUAGGGAUUUACCCUCCAUCAUCAAAGAACACGAAGAGGUUGUGCGGGAACUGGAGUCCGUUCUAGCGAAGUAUCUCAAAAAUCCGGACCGAUUGCCCGCAAAAAGACCGACCAUCCGCCCCCCUCGUCGACAGCGAGCCAAACACCCCGGCGGUAAAGUGGACGCAAUCGAUUAUCUUACGGUUCGAAUUCGUGUCCUGGAAGAGGAAAUCAAGCACGGACGGGCAUCGAUCGACCGUCGCAAUGCAAUGCCCUACGGAUUCGCAAGUUGGGACAAUAUCGAGCACGCUCAUGCUGUGGCUUGGAACGCUCGCCGUAAGAGCCCUGAGGGUACUACGAUUACUCUUGCGCCGCGUCCGAGUGACCUCAUUUGGGAAAAUUUGCCUCUUACGAAAUCCGCCCGCAAGUGGAAGCGCUUGGUGAAUUUUAUCUGGGUGACAUGCUUGACACUUGUGUGGAUCGUGCCUAACGGUCUGAUUGCCAUCUUCCUGUCGAACUUGUCGAAUUUGGGACUAGUCUGGCCAAGCUUCCAGAGGUCGUUGGAAGCCAAUCCAAACGUCUGGGCUGCUGUCCAGGGUAUUGCAUCACCCGCACUGACUUCGCUCGUGUACUUGGCACUGCCAGUAAUUUUCCGUCGUCUUUCCAUCCAAGGUGGCAGCAAAACCAAAACAUCUCGAGAACGCCAUGUUCUGGGGCACUUGUAUGCCUUCUUCGUCUUCAACAAUCUGGUUGUCUUCUCACUCUUCUCGGUUGCUUGGUACUUCGUGACAUUUGUGAUCGAUAAGACCAAGAACCACGAAGAUGCUUGGCAGGCCAUUUUGGAAAGUCGGACGUAUGCCAAGUUGGUUAGCGCAUUGUGCACAAUGUCCCCGUUCUGGGUGACGUAUCUUUUGCAGCGCAAUCUCGGUGCCGCCAUCGACCUCGUGCAGCUUGUUACCAUGGUUUGGGUGUGGUUCGCGAAAACAUUCCUCUCGCCGACUCCGAGACAGGCCAUUGAGUGGACCGCGCCGCCACCAUUCGACUACGCCAGCUACUACAACUACUUCCUGUUCUAUGCCACCGUCGCCCUUUGCUUUGCGACUUUGCAGCCGAUCGUGCUGCCGGUAACAGCAUUAUACUUCGGUGUAGAUGCCAUGUUGAAGAAGUACCUGCUGAUGUACGUGUUUGUGACCAAGAAUGAGUCAGGCGGUUCAUUCUGGCGAGUUAUCUUCAAUCGCAUCAUCUUUGCCACUAUUCUUGCCAACGUGAUCAUCGCGCUCGUUGCCAAGUCGAGCGGGACAUGGACCAUGGUGUUUUGCGUGGUUCCCCUACCCUUCCUGAUGAUCGGGUUCAAGAUCUAUUGCAUGAAGGCGUUUGACUCUGACUGCGAGUUCUACAACCGUGCCAACUUGAACGAUGCCGAGGCAUUGGGCGUGAAUAAGACCGACAAGAAGGCAUCAGACCGUCUAAGCAGCAAGUUCGGACACCCCGCCCUCUACAAACCACUUUUGACCCCCAUGGUGCACGCCAAGGCAGCCAAUGCACUCAAGGAGAUUUACCAGGGCCGUUUGGAUCAGGGCGAUAUGGGCGGCGAGUACUCAGACAUCGCAAUGAACCCAAUGCUUGCGUCUGAUCCAGGCAAAUCGGCCGAUCCUUCGCCAUUCGAAGUCGUCCCGGAGAGCCACCUGGACUUUUCAUACUACAAAGACCGUGCAGACUUCCGUGACGAAUUCGGGGGCGGCAUCUACGGUCGACCCGAGGAUCUGAUGACAGAGCGGUCUCACACACCCCGCAGUACACUCAGAGGCGAGUGGUCACCAGGCUCAUCACGGGCCUCAUCGCCAGCACCCUCUCUGCCGUCCAUGCCACCACUGAAAAUGCAAGAUGGAUCCGAGUAUGUUGAUCCAACAGGAUUGGUGCACCCGGCCUUCCGCGUGCCGCUGUCGCGGGGCGACAGUGGCAACUCAGUAUUAGGCGCGUACUCAAACACAGACGAGGCCGAUGCACGACUCCUCAGCCACGCACAGGCCCCAGCACACACUGAUAUCGCGAAUCCGAUUGACCGCUGGCGGACCCGCGGGUAUGGACCCGUCGUCCAGGAAGAUGAGCCUACGUUCACUUCCUACGAAGCUUACCGUUCCCAGCGGUAA
Penicillium bovifimosum is the source of this 2877-nucleotide messenger RNA. RefSeq names its product putative DUF221 domain protein. NCBI's taxonomy places the organism in Eukaryota, Fungi, Ascomycota, Eurotiomycetes, Eurotiales, Aspergillaceae. Gene Ontology annotation, molecular function: calcium-activated cation channel activity. Gene Ontology annotation, cellular component: plasma membrane. The record is from RefSeq and is a predicted model, not a curated record. The coding region runs from base 1 to 2877 and encodes 958 amino acids. The transcript has 2 exons.